This is a messenger RNA of Pocillopora meandrina, 378 nucleotides long. The record is from the annotation of a GenBank genome assembly. NCBI's taxonomy places the organism in Eukaryota, Metazoa, Cnidaria, Anthozoa, Scleractinia, Pocilloporidae.
AUGUAUGACACCCUGGAAUCUAUGGACUGUUUGGGUGAAAUGAACUCUGACAACCUUGAAAAGAUUAAUUUUAGGCUACCAAAGUGGGCCCAAACGAAGUUCUGCGAGCAUAUGAAGAACCUCGAACGCCAAGGUCGCGUUAUGCCGACCUUUAAGGACGUGGUCAAUUUUCUUAACGAUCGAGCAGAUGUGGCUAAUCAUCCGUUCUUGUCGAAUCCUGUAUCUGAGAUGAAGACUCAGAACUAUAAGAUACCCGCUUCGAAGUUCACCUCCAUGGCGACGGAAGGAGCCACGGAUCAAAGUGAACAUGGCAAUGCAGUUAAAAAUGACAAGAAAACCGGAAAGUGCCCGAUGUGUAUGCGGUCACAUCCCCUCUAA